Messenger RNA from Spathaspora passalidarum NRRL Y-27907, 1506 nucleotides. RefSeq names its product retromer subunit. NCBI's taxonomy places the organism in Eukaryota, Fungi, Ascomycota, Pichiomycetes, Serinales, Debaryomycetaceae. Gene Ontology annotation, cellular component: endosome; retromer complex. Gene Ontology annotation, biological process: intracellular protein transport; retrograde transport, endosome to Golgi. The record is from RefSeq and is a predicted model, not a curated record. Bases 16 to 816 code for a protein of 266 amino acids. The transcript has 2 exons.
ACCCGCUAUAAUAUCAUGUUGACACUCGCAAUUGGUGACUUGUUCAUCCCAGAAAGAUCGAUCGAUCUACCAACAAAGUUUAAAAAGUUGUUGGCACCCAAUCCAAAUUCCAUACCAUCAAACAACAAGAUAUCACGAGUUGUCUGUCUAGGCAACAUACUCAACUCUCAAGAGUCCCUUAAAUUUCUUCAUAAUCUAUCACCACAAUUCAACUUGGUCAAAGGAGAAUAUGAUAAUUCAACCAUUCUUUCCCAGCAGUUGAGUAUUCUUAGUCAUAAUAAAGAGGAAAUUAUACCUUAUUGUAAUGUAUUUACUCAUGACAACCUAAGAAUUGGAUAUACUAAUGGGUAUCAAAUUGUUCCCAAGGGAGAUCCAUUGGCAUUACUGGCAUUUUCUAGGGAAUUAGAUGUAGAUAUUUUGAUCUGGGGUGGGUCACAUAGAGUGGAGGCGUAUACUUUGGAUGGAAAGUUUUUUGUCAAUCCCGGUAGUGCCACUGGGGCCAUAACUUUCGAUUGGCCAGAUAAUGAAGCUUAUGAAGAAGAAGAAGAAGCAAAUAAAGAAACAGAAAUGAAAGAAGACAAGCCAGAUGAGAAGAAGGAAGAGAAGGAAACGGAACAAGGUAUUGAAGAUCAAACAGAAAGCAAACAAGAAUCUAGCAAGAUUAACAAAGAAAUCUUGUCAGAAGUCACCGAACUCAACUCCAAUAUCCCCUCAUUCUGUUUGUUGGAUAUACAGGGGUCAACUUGUAUUCUCUACAUAUACACCUAUCUCAACGGCGAAGUCAAGGUAGACAAGGUCACUUACACCAGGGAUUGAUAUUAAUAUUAAUAUAUAAAUACAAUUGAAAAAGUACAAACUAAAUGCCAUUAUGCUUGAACAGAAGAGUAAUGUAAUACAAAUUCCUUUCUAAUCUUUUCCCAAUUAUGAGGGUCAAAGAAUAUGUAUACACCCUUUUCCACAUCUUGACUUAUCAACACAGGUUCUACAUUACUAUCUUUAGUCAACCAUACUUGAAUGUCCUUGUGAUAUCUCCAAUUCCUAGCCACCAAUUCUCUAGCAGCAUAUUCUUGCAAUGUAUCUCUUGGUUUCAUAUAGAAUAUAUAAAACAAGGUUUCGUCGGUAAAACUUUGGAUUUUGUUAUCGCAAGGACCAGGACCAGGUACGAUAUUCUCUGAUCUUAUCUCAGGAGGUAAGGUGAAAUAUGGCUCUACUUCUGAUCGUGAAGUUUCUGCCCAUGGUGAUGCAAGAUUUUUUAAUAUUUCUGAGUCUUUACUUAGGUCUAAUCCACUUUUACUUAUAUCUUGCCCUAUGGCAAAAUUGGUGAGAUCCGAUUGGUCCAUUCUCACUAACGAUGUCAAUCCUUCCAAUCCAUAUCGAUUCAUAUCUUGUUCACUAUUCUCGUUGUCUGUUGAUACACCUGUUACUGGCAUGAUGAAAAUUCAAUUUUUGAUAAAAGAUGUCCUUCUAGUUACACGAAAUACACUGGUGUUGGUUAAUAGUUUGGUU